Dentiscutata heterogama is the source of this 659-nucleotide messenger RNA. The record is from the annotation of a GenBank genome assembly. Lineage: Eukaryota; Fungi; Glomeromycota; Glomeromycetes; Diversisporales; Gigasporaceae.
UUAUUAUACUAAAAUAUCGGUCUUCUGGCAGUGCUGAAGAGUUCUUAUCAAUAACCUUUCUGUGUGGAAAAUUGUUAAAUGUAGCUACGUUUUUUUUGAUUGGUAAAACAAUGUGGUCAAUGGUAUACGUUAUAAUAUGGAUUUUAUUAUUCGCUGCCUUACCUCAACCAACGUACCAAGGUCCUUCAGCAAUAAUAGAAUUAACAAUUGAAGAUUUGUACGAUAUCAAAGUUAACAAUUUUCAAGUCGCUAAAAUUACUGAAAUUACUGAAACAACUCGUGAUAAGAAAGAUAAAAGAAAAGAAAAAACAGAUAAUGAUCAAUAUUGGGUAAUUUUCUUUUACGUUCUAUGGAGUAACGUAUGUAGAAAUUUCGAGUCUACUGUGGCAAAAACUUCUUUACAAUUUACAACUUCAAAUGUUCGUUUUGGCAAAAUCGACUUGGAGCAAUAUCCUGCACUAGCAGAAGAAUAUAAUAUUUCGUUAUCACCGACUAGUUUGGAUCUUCCUACGUUGAUUUUGCUCAAGAAUGGUAAAGAAAUUUCGAGAUUACCACAGAAAAUCAGAGAUGGAACCGACGAAGAUUUGAAUAAAAUAAAGAUUAAACCUCUUAGAGAUGUAAAGGUCACAUGGGAUCGCUUAGCAUGGGACAGGAGCAUG